Molecule: messenger RNA, 1026 nt
Organism: Hansenula anomala
Lineage: Eukaryota; Fungi; Ascomycota; Saccharomycetes; Phaffomycetales; Wickerhamomycetaceae
Gene: YMD8
Product: Ymd8p
Exons: 1
Biological process (GO): UDP-glucose transmembrane transport
Cellular component (GO): cis-Golgi network; Golgi apparatus; endoplasmic reticulum-Golgi intermediate compartment
Molecular function (GO): antiporter activity
Source: RefSeq, a predicted model, not a curated record
AUAAUUGGUUGGUAUGUCUUUUCAUUAACAAUAUCGUUAUAUAAUAAAUGGAUGUUUGAUAAAUCUAAAUUAAACUUACCAUUCCCAAUAUUGAUCACAUCAUUCCAUCAAUUAUUACUAUCCAUACUAUCAUUCUUGACAAUCUGGUUCAAACCUACAAUAAGGCCCCAACAGGAAAAUGAAACCCAAGAUAAACUCAUCACUCGUCAAGGUUUGAAAUUUUACCUAACACAUAUCUUACCAUGUGCAACGGCAAGUGCUGGAGAUAUUGGGUCAGGGAAUAUGAGUUUCAGAUUCAUCACAUUAACAACAUACACGAUGGUGAAAAGUUCUAGUAUUGCUUUUGUUUUAUUAUUUGGUGUUAUUUGUAGAUUAGAAAAAUUUAGUUUAAAUUUGUUAGGAAUUGUGUUAUUAAUGUCAUUUGGUGUUAUGUUGAUGGUUGAUAAUGAUAAAAGUCAAAGUAAUGAUGAUGGUAAGGAGGAGGAUAGUCAUUUCUAUUUGGGAUUUUCACUAGUUUUAAUGUCAAGUUGUAUGAGUGGGUUACGUUGGGUUUUCACUCAAUUGUUAUUACACAAGAAUAAUGAAUCAAAGGGGAAGAAGAAUCCUAUUGUGACUAUAUAUCAAUUAUCUCCUCCAAUGUUUGUUGUGUUGUUUUGUAUUGGAUUAGGUAUUGAAGGUUUGGGGAAAUUUUUAAAUGCUUCAAUUUGGGAAGAACGAGGAAUUUUGAAAACUUUAAUAUUGUUAUUAUUUCCUGGUAUCUUGGUGUUUUUCAUGACAAUUUUUGAAUUUGCAAUAUUACAAAGAGCUCAAGUUAUUACUCUAAGUAUUGCAGGGAUUUUUAAAGAAAUUUUAACAAUUAUUGUUAGUACAUUUAUUUUCCAUGAUCGUUUAACAUUUAUGAAUUUUAUUGGAUUAAUCAUUACAUUAGUGGAUAUCGCAUGGUAUAAUUAUUAUAGAUACUUGGAAAGAUUAAAAGAAGCUGAGGAGAAUAUGAAACUUAAUGAUAGGGAUAGAUAUGAAUUAGAA